Molecule: messenger RNA, 459 nt
Organism: Beta vulgaris subsp. vulgaris (sugar beet)
Lineage: Eukaryota; Viridiplantae; Streptophyta; Magnoliopsida; Caryophyllales; Amaranthaceae
Product: mitogen-activated protein kinase kinase kinase 17-like
Exons: 1
Coding region: 1-459 (152 amino acids)
Biological process (GO): protein phosphorylation
Molecular function (GO): protein kinase activity; ATP binding
Source: RefSeq, a predicted model, not a curated record
AUGACUUUGACCACGAGAUCGUCAAAGGUUUUACCCGGUGAGUGGGUGAAGGGAAAAAUGAUCGGAUCAAGAUCUUUUGGUCAUGUUCACAUAGCAAUGAGUAAAAUCAAUGGGCAUCUUUUUGUGGUCAAGUCUUCGAAAUCUAUAGUAGGAUGGAAGUCCCUUGAAAAUGAGGCUGGAAUUCUUAUGAAAGUAAGGAGCUCCGGAUGUUUUGUUAAAUGGCUUGGAAAGGAGGUUACUCUUGAAUCAAAUGGUGAAUAUCUACUAAACAUUUUCUUGGAGCACGUAGGAGGAGGUAGCAUAUACGAUAUAUUCAAUAAAUUUGGAGCUCAAUUAUCAGAAGAAGUUAUAUGUUCAUAUGCGAAACAAAUUCUUACAAGUUUACAGUACUUGCAUGAAAAGGGAAUAGUGCAUUGUGAUAUUAAGUGCAAAUUCUCAUGGAAAUGUCAAAUUGGCUGA